This is a messenger RNA of Homarus americanus (American lobster), 4062 nucleotides long. Its product is annotated as serine/threonine-protein phosphatase 6 regulatory ankyrin repeat subunit C-like. The record is from RefSeq and is a predicted model, not a curated record. Lineage: Eukaryota; Metazoa; Arthropoda; Malacostraca; Decapoda; Nephropidae. Bases 260 to 3796 code for a protein of 1178 amino acids. Gene Ontology annotation, molecular function: protein binding. The transcript is spliced from 8 exons.
AGAGAGGGUACAGUGGCUGGAUGUGUCAGUGUUCGUUACUUGUGCCAUUCCCAGCUCAACUUUUUUAAGCCAGUCUUCGUUUGUCCUCGCUAGAAUGUUCCAUGUUGCAUGUGAAGAAUGCUGGUAUAUUAUUAAAUAGGACAAAUGAUGCAAGGAAUUAAACAGGACACAUAAACACUGACCAGCUCGUCAUGGAGUGGUGACUGUUACAGGAAAUACUUGGAGACUUGUACAGUGGACACAGUGAGUCAGUAUAGUAAUGGGUUUGUAUAGUCAGAUCAUGUCCAAGCUUGCCCCAACAACUUCUAGUGAUUCAACGUCAUGCACAACAAGGAUGAAACCAUCUGAGAGAGUAACAGAGGUUCUGAAGAAGGCAGUCAUUUGUGAAGACGAGGUGAUGGUGUCAGUCGCCUUGGCUCUUGGUGCUGACCCCUGCACCACUGAAUGGGUAGAAAACGGUAAUGUGUCACUUUGUUUGUUGAGCAUAGCGACCAUUAAUGGCGCCGCCCACCUGGUACCACUACUUGUAGAGGCGGGGGCCCCCGUGGAUGGCUCUGAGACGACCUUAAAACCUAUUCAUUUGGCGACACAUAGACGCCGUAAACAUGUGUUGAGGGCGCUGCUCGCUGCUGGUGCCAACGUGGAGGCCAAGGAUGUCAACGGUUGGACCACCCUACAUAUAGCAACAUAUAAGGAUAAUGAAUCAUGUUUGAAGACUCUUCUUGAUGCCAAUGCUGACAUUAACUCUAAGGGUGGUGGUGGGGUUCGACCAUUGCACCAUGCUGCCAUAUGCAACAAUAUACGUGCUGUGAAGCAAUUACUCAGGCGUGAACUCUGUGACCGUCAUGCCGUGGAUAACACCGUCCGCACAGCGCUACACCAUGCAACAUCGAAUGGAAGUUUGGAGGUAACGCAACACCUCGUGGAGGCUGGCCUCGACCUUAGUGCCAAGGACAAAUUGGGACAAACACCCUUGGAUCUUGCAAGACUGGCAGGUCAUGAACUUGUGGAGUGGUGGCUCAGGAAACUGCCAUGCCACGGACCUGCUGCUGAGAAACCAACUCUAGACUUAAUGAAAAUAUAUUGGAAGGACUGUGCGAAUAAUUAUGAGGAAGCACUGAAGGAUAUCAAAGACAAGGACAGCGGGGUAUCUACCUAUAUGGGAAACCAGUCACUCACGACAAGUAUCCACCUGCAGGACGCUUCUGGCCGGACAAUCCUCCACUGGAUGGCAGAGGUCGGCAACAUUGCCAUGGUACGGUACUACCUUAUAUAUCAUCAUUUAUACCAUAAUGUGGUGACCUGGGCUGGCGAGACUCCUGCUGACCUGGCACGACGAGCAGGCCAUGGCGAUGUACUAAGCGUGUUUCAGGACCUACAGCAUUCAUCGCCGCUUCAAGGGUCACCCGAAGAGCUGUACGACCAGCUGUUGUCUCUCAUUACCCAAAGUGACGACUUCGAACAGGGGGGUCGUCUGCUGUAUGCAGGAGCGCCCUUGGAGUCUCCGAGCGGCUCUUCCACCCAGCCCCUCCCUCUGGCCAUUACCAGUAACCGGCGCGAAAUGGUCAGCCUCCUGCUGGCGGCAGGGGCGCCUCUCACCACCACCUGCAACGGCCUCAACCUGCUGACGCUUGCCUGGCUCUCCCCCGAUGUCACUCCUCCUGUCCAGGUCAUCAUUAUAAGGGCCUUCAUUCAUGUUCUGAAGUGGGAACGUACCAACCUGACACACUUCCCAGAAGUUGAAGAAGGUGUUGGUCAACUCAUAUUAACCAUGAGAUGUGACAACUUUUGGCAAGCCAGCUGGCCCAAUGGCGGGUCAGUCUUCCACCUGACAGAGCUCAUGGUCCAGGCUGUUCGUACCAAGUGUACUUUGACAUGCAGCUUCAUCCACGAAGCUGGUGGUCACGCCUCCCUGUGUACCAAGUCCGGUGUGAGUCCUCUGCACGCUGCGCUGGAGGUUGGUCACUGGAACCUGGCAAGGCAAAUGAUCAAGAACAUGGGAGGUUGCCUGUAUGUUGCUGACUUUGGAGGUCGACUGCCCACAACCAUGAUGCCUUCACGCCUCCGCCAGCAUCUGGAGCAGAAUAUUUACAACAAAGAAAGGAUCCAACUUGAAGACCUACACUAUAAGAUCAAAGACAAAGUAGAGAAGCAUCAGAUGCAGAAACUUCUCCGCGUUCAGAAGAACCUCAUCACAACAUACUGGGACACGAUAACUGGGAACACAGCCACAACCAUAUGUCAAGAGCCGUUCAACAAAGCCCAGGUUCUACUCAUAGCGUCUCAAGGUGGGAUGCUGCAGCUGAUCUACCUCCUGGUGAAGGUGGGAGGUGUGGAAAUUGAUACACAAGUGGAUCCUACUAAUGGCACGACUGCCAUACACCAAGCUGCCUCACAUGGCAAAUCUGGUUGUGUCCUCCUCCUUCUGAGUCUUGGCGCUGACCCGCUACUCGAAGAUCGAUACAGGCAAACAGGUCCACAUUUGGCUGCCAUGUUUGGCCACCAAAAGGCCUUUGAGCUGUUUAGAGAGUGUCUAGAUCAACAAGAGCCUUCCUGUAGAGCUGGAACUACUCCAACAGAUGUCAAAAACAACUUCUCAAAGUACCUAAAGAUGUAUAACAGAUGUGAAUCAAAUCAAGAACACAUAGACAACAACCCGACAGAUGCCACCAUAAACCUUCUCAAACGGACUGAGAUUAGAAACUUGGUGAAAAAUGCACAGAAAGUGACUGUUGAUUACACUAAAGGUGAGGCACAAGAAGUAAAAGAAGUCAUAACAAAAGAAAUGACGGCAAUUACAGACAAAGUUGCAGAUAUUGACAGUACGUACACUGGUACACUCACGCUGCUUGGGAGCACUGCAGACUCCACAAGGCUCUAUUAUCCUGAUGAGUUUGAUUUUAAUCUAACACUCAAGAGCUUCUCUGACGUCACUGUUAGAAUUAUUAAACAAACAAAGAAGGAUGUGUUGUUAAGCGGCCACAAGUUAAAAAUUGAAAUUGAAACAGAAAACCCGAGCCUUCAGGGUAAUAGGUUGAUGAGUAACCUGUAUGACCGAGUAAGAGAAAGCCUUAAUAGUUACGUACUGCAGGACGACAGAUUGAGCCUCGUGCCACCUGGUGUGACCAGGACGCAGGUGGGCCUGGCACUGUCACUGGCUUGGCAGGGAAGUGAGUAUCCCUUGUUGUUGGUUGACAUUGACUUAGUUCCAGUACUAUCUGUACCUUGGCCUAAGGAGAUAAUGAGACCACCCCUCACACCCGUCGACUCACAGAUGAUCCACCUCAGUAACACCGGAGAUGCAAAAUGGCGCUGCAGCUUCGCCGCGACUGAGGUGGAGGUGGUGAAGAAGUUGGCUCCUCAGGAACGCCAAGUGUUUCUCACCGGCAAGACGCUCCUCUCCUACAUGAAGGCUGAACUCUGGAUGCCCAGAGACGUGAAGAACCAAUUUUCUUGGUGGGACUCUCGCUACUGGAGUAUCCCUAUUCCUGCAGGAUUCUGCUUCAAGAAUUCCUUCUUGAAGCUGCUUCAAGUGAAACGGGAGAACAAAAUCCAAUGGAAGGAAGGGGAUACAAUGACACACGUUACGGAGGUGUUUGAAAUAAUGUGUCUGAAGACGGAUGACACUAAACAUCUUGUGCCAGCCAAAGUUCAUGCUUACUUUGGUGGAGACUAUGAAAAGCCAAAGGUGGGAGAAGGAGCCCCGCUUAUAAAUGAAUUUCUCAAGAAGAGUCUCACGAAACUUUCAAACCCUAAAGUUGGUUUCCUGGGAUUCAAGCAAGGUUUCCUCAGGUGAUUUUUUGGCUGAGGGUCGUGUGAAAACUGAACAUUAAAAUCAACCAUCCAAUACAACUGUGAACUGUUUACAUCACAUCACACCAAGUGCGCCUCGAGUACAGUAUUAUGACCCUAUAAAGGUUGUGGAAGAAUAUCUCCCUAAGCCCAGGAGACCCCAUGUUGCUACUCACAAGUCGUGUGAAUCAAGUGAGAUUGGUCAUUGAUUAUUAUGGGUUGUCUUGUAUACUGAGUUGAUACUGGUCAAAAUAAAGAUUAUUUAAAGUA